AUGAAAAACUUAGGUUUGAAUCCUCCGGAAAGAAUAAUUCGCUACAAAUGGGUGAUACGAAUUGUCGUGGUCAUUGUGUGCCUCGCCUUCUGGAAUAUGGUCGACUAUAAUAUACGUGCGCUUAAAGCGGCAGCGGCCCGCUCUGAGGAAGAUGUAAGUGUCCUUAAUUACGAAGAAGUAAUAUUCCAAAAGGUCUUGCCCGAAUCAAACUACUAUUAUUUUGACGAACCCCUUCAAGAAAUGUUUAUUAGUCAAGAAGUAACUGAUAUAGAAGAGCAGACAAAUCUGAAGUAUUGCGGCGCUUCCACAUGUCGGUUUUUAUUUCCAGUUUUUGUAAAGGAGCAAGAGUCCAGGGCACGACUACACAUGAGGCGCAUAAUGAUGUUGGCAAAAAAAACCAAUCGAGUAUUAGUCUUACCUAAUGUCGGGGAUGCAAGACUAGGUGCAUGCAAAUCUUUUCCAUUCGGUUUUUAUUACUCUAUCGACGUAAUUCAACAGUCUCCGAACAUCAGAGUUAUUACACAAAGUCAAUUUCUGUCGUGGAACCAGGAGAUGAGAGAAAUAAAUGCGAAAAUACCUACAGCAAAGAUUGUCUCGUUAGACUGUAGUUACAAGAUUAAAAAAGAGCACAUGGAGUCGAAGCGAAUCAAUCUCGAAACGUACAAAAACUACAGCUGCAUGCAACCGUUCUCUUUGGAUUACGAAGACAAAAUGCUCGACAUACGAACAAGAAAAACGUUUAAAGACCGAGCUCAAAUCGCACAAUUUGUUACCGAUGGUCUUCGAUCGGUUCAAUCAGAUGUCCUACUAAUGCAAUAUAGUUUUACCAGAUUUAAUUAUCCAAAUCUUCACCGAAUGGCUCCUCCACUUAAAUAUGCGGAUCAUCUUAUUGAGCGGGCGAAGAGUGCUGCAUCAUUAAUACGCCCAUACAUUGCCAUUCAUUGGCGGAUGGAAUCGGCAGAGGCGGGCAAUCUAGUUAAUUGCAGCGUUCGUCUUGUGAAAUAUAUAGAAUGGAUUAAAAGAGAGACGAAAAUAAAAAAUGUGUAUAUCGCUACGGAUUAUCCUUUUGAUGGUGGUAGGGCUCAUUCAGGAACAUUCCAUUCACUUACGAAUGAUCACCACAAGGCAGCAAAUGUAUUGAAGAACAAUCUCAACUUUUACACCUGGACGCACCUCAAUUCUUCUCUGUCAACUUUUAACAACACAACAUUUUUAUCGAAUAAGGAAGAAGCUCCUAAGGAAAGGGAUCGUGAAGACUCUGGAAUAUUAGGAACACUCGAUAAGUUGAUGUUGGUGCACGCUAAUUGGUUUAUUAGUGGCCCACCUGGGUGUGCAAGAACGCAGAGUUCCUACACUGCCCAAGUACGAAAAGAAAGAUUUGCACGAGUGAGAGAACAAGCGACUGUCGAUGAACUAUCAGAAAACGAUUACUUGUUGAACAUUAAAGAUAUGUGGUAG
Molecule: messenger RNA, 1458 nt
Organism: Paraglomus brasilianum
Lineage: Eukaryota; Fungi; Glomeromycota; Glomeromycetes; Paraglomerales; Paraglomeraceae
Source: the annotation of a GenBank genome assembly